AUGAAUUCUUUGGUAGAGUUGAAUUUGAAGGAACGAUAUGAUAACCCUAAACAUUUGGCUGAAAUUCAUGUUGCACGUUUCCUAAACCUUUUGUUGGUGUCAGAGGAGUCAACGCAAUCAUUGUUGUAUAUUGCAGAUGUGGUUAGCGGUUCGCUGCGUGCGUUAGCUGUUAUGAAUUUGCCAGUUCAAGAGUGGGAUGCAUUAACGGGGCCUAUUGUGGUAUCAAAACUCCCUCUUACAACAAAGCGUGAAUGGUGCAUGCACUGCUCCCCAACGGAAUUGUCAAGCUUAUCGGAGCUACUCAAGUUCUUGGAGAAAAGGGCUCAAAGUUUGUCAAGGGAGCUUGUUGAAGUCGUCAGUGGUACCGACACAUCCAGUCGUCAACAUCAGCGUGUAUCAACGGCGCGCACAGUCAAAUGCAACCAUUCAAUGGAAGAAGCAAAAUUCCAAUAUUGUCAAAAUCUUCAUAAGGACACGCGUUGUCCAACGUUAUUGGACUUACCACCAGAGAAACGUUUCGAUGCCCUCAAGAAAGCAGGCCUAUGCUUUCAUUGCUUGAGGUCAGGGCAUAUGUCUAAACAGUGUCCAUCUGGAGGAUGCCGUCAAUGUGGCCGCAGACAUAAUACCAUUUUUUGUCGAGAGCCACGAAGGUCUGCUCCUCCUCUCACCACAACGAGAGUGGAAACUACAACUACUAAACCUCAGCCUGGUCUAUCUUUAAUGCCGGCUCAAGCUACGUUAUGA
Molecule: messenger RNA, 744 nt
Organism: Bactrocera neohumeralis
Lineage: Eukaryota; Metazoa; Arthropoda; Insecta; Diptera; Tephritidae
Exons: 1
Coding region: 1-744 (247 amino acids)
Molecular function (GO): zinc ion binding; nucleic acid binding
Source: RefSeq, a predicted model, not a curated record